Striga asiatica is the source of this 1298-nucleotide messenger RNA. Lineage: Eukaryota; Viridiplantae; Streptophyta; Magnoliopsida; Lamiales; Orobanchaceae. The record is from the annotation of a GenBank genome assembly.
GUAAGACUUACAGAAUGCGAUACUCUGUCUGACACCAUUGAAUUUGCCUGUUUAUUCUCGGCACAAGUCAUGGCUCAUUCUGUUUUUUCAUCACAUAGUCAAGUCCUCGAGAAUAUUUGUUGCUAUUGUCUGAGCAUGCCUUCACUUUCUACAACAUCAGCUAAGCUUAGGCUGUAAACAUCACGCCUAUUCGAUCUCCAUUUGUAUUAAUGCCUAUUUAAGCUCAAACCUUAAUUCAUUUCACAAUCAAUUCCAUAGUUUUCUGUAAAGAGAUUUUUUUAUUUUUUUUUUCCAUUUUUUUAUUUUUUUUUUGUUUGUUUAAGAAUGUUUUGUUCUCCAAAGGAUCCCGUGAUGGCCACCGAGAACAAAUGCACUGGACGUUGCAAGUCAGUCGUGCGGAGGAUAGUCGAGCAGGUGAGAGCAGAGACUGAUCAGUGGGCCCAGAUGCAGGAGAUGCUGGCCCAGUUGCGUGGUGAAAUGGAGGAGCUGCAAGCGUCUCGUGAUUUCUGGGAAAAUCGAGCAUACAAUUUGGAACAUGAAAUCCAAUCCCUUAGGAAAACUGUCGAAGAAUGGAAAUUGAAAGCAACCAAAUACGAAAACAAGGCAAGCCAGUUGCAGCUCGAGGUUUCCAUUCUCAAAGAGCAAAUUCAAAACCCGAGCGCGGUACCUUUGGGAAAGCAACUCGAGAAGGAAAAAAAGCUCAAGAGCUUCCGGAUGAAGAAAAACAGCCAAGUCGAGGAGAAAGAGCAGCGUAAGUACGAAAGUCUGCCUGAACUUGAAGAGGAGGAGGUUAAGACUGCUGAGGAAAGAACCCCGAAAAGAGGUGGUUUGUCUGUGCCUCUUUCUCUAGGCAAACAGCUCGCGAAAGAAAAAAGGAAGAUCCUUCGCCAUUUGAGGGAGAACUAUAAUCGUGCGUAUGAUGAUAAUGGUGGUGAUCGAGAGAGAAGGAGCAAACGAGAUAGCGGACGAAGGAAGAAAUCGUGCUCGACUGGGUUUGGGGUUGUGGAGCCGAUUCGUUCGCCUUUGAUGGACAUUAGUAGUUUGUCUCCGAUUACGCAACAAAUUAGUCGAUCGAGUUUUUUUGGUCUGAGGAACCCUGAGACCUCAAGAGUAAGGGGCAGUUUUAGAAUGUGAUGAUGAUCUGGUUUUGCAUUUAGGAAGAGAAUUGUUGAAUUAACCUUUUUUUUUAAUAAUUAUAUUUUUCCUUUUUUUUUUUUGGUUCUUCCUUUCAUGUGUACUGGCUGAGAAAUUGUGUCAAGUUCAGAAUUAUAAUGGUUCUUUUGUGAAAACGAUUACAA